AUGCCAUUCGAUUCGAAGGUGACGGACACUCUGCACUCACUGAGGUCGAUAGUAAACCGCCUGCACGAUGUGGAAUUUUUGAGAUCUUUAGCAGACAACAGUGACGAAGUUUUGUCUUUAGGAGGUGGGUCCGUCGUCUCCGCUGACUACACUAAUGUGUCGGAAACCUGUCGAGACCACUGGAAUCGAACAAUCACGGCGCUGAACUUGAAUGAAUACUGGGCUUUGAAAAUGCUCUUUAACAUAGGAAGGUCUCUACCGACAGCCAAAGUAGCCAAUGCUUCGAGUGUGUACUGCCAAGAAAAAGCAGAGUUUGACACCAGAGCCAUUGCUGCCAUGUCCUUAUCAAAUUUAGCCGUCUGGUUGUUACUCUUAGCGUCCACUUUUAGAGCCAUCCUCGGAAUAUUUGCUGCCUUGAUAUCAGUAAGCACGGCGUAUGACGUAAUCAAUCAACUGCUGUCUCACAAAGCUUUGAAUUCACCGAAGAUCGAACCCGAUCAAUCAAGAGAUGAAUCGCCAUGUGAGAAAACCCCUCUGCUGAUAGAGGAAAAGGCAAAUAUUACCAAAAAGGAAAAAUGUAACUCAAAUUCUGAAAACGAAACCUUCCAACACUGGCUUUUCCAAGUCGUCACCAGCAGCUCACACGCUGUAGAUUCCUUCUUUGUUUUGAGUGGACUGCUUUUAUCAUACCUUAAACUGAAGGAAAUGAAGAAAGGAAAGGGGAUCAAUUGGUUCAUGUUUUAUUUCCAAAGAUUUUGGAGGUUAACCCCAGUAUAUAUGAUGGUAAUGAUGAUCAGUGCCUGUCUGGGGCGUUACCUUGGAGAUGGACCACGAUGGCCAAAGGCAGGGUUCGAGAAAGACUUUUGUAGAAACAAUUGGUGGAGAAACCUUCUUUACAUUAAUAAUCUCUUUCAUAAUGAUGAUCAGUGCUUAAAAGCUUCGUGGUACCUCGCAAAUGAUAUGCAGUUUUACGCAAUAAGUCCUUUGAUGUUGGUACCUCUACAUCAUUAUUACCCACUAGGAGUAGGCAUUUGUGUUGUGUCUCUGUUGGGAUCGGCUGUUGCACCUGGAGUUAUUUCAUACGUCUUGGAUCUGCCACCAACACCCGUAGGCGGGGGAGGAUCACAACAGGGCAUGGCAGAUUACCUUACGUAUUAUUACAUCAAACCCUACUGCAGGAUGGGACCAUACAUAGUGGGCAUCCUUGUAGGAUCACUUUUAUACAAAACAGACUGCAAAGUAAAACUCAACAAGUUCCUGAAUGUGCUGUUGUGGUUGGUUUUCACUGCUCUGGCGCUUUUGGUUGUGUACGGCCUCCGUAACCCCAUCGCCUACCCGGAUGACAAACUCAGUCGUGAGGUCUCGGCUCUCUACAAUGCCACCCAUUCUAUCAUAUGGGGAGGAUGUGUAGCCUGGGUUAUAUUUACUUGCGUUACUGGAAAUGGGGGGUUCGUCAAUACAGUGCUGUCGUGGUCACCAUUCAUCUCUCUCUCGCGGCUGACCUACUGCAUUUAUUUAACCCAUCCAAUCCUGAUAUCAGUCCAUACCUACAGCCGGCGCACGCAAAUUUACCUAAACAACACAAACCUGAUAUACCUCUUCCUGGGUCAUCUUGCUCUGUCCAUCUUGGUAGCGUUUGUUACCUCGAUUGCAUUCGAGGUUCCAAUGAUGGAAUUGAUGAACAUACUUCGUAGAAGAAAGCAGACGAAAUAACCACCACUGUAUAGACCGUUAAACAACAAACUACUGUAUUAAAUGAAGGAUUUGAUCAUGUUUGGUUUCAACCAGUUAUGGAUGUCAAAACUGUCAAUAAUUCAUAUUCGAAUAUUCGAUAACAGUAUUCGA
Ostrea edulis (European flat oyster) is the source of this 1845-nucleotide messenger RNA. RefSeq names its product nose resistant to fluoxetine protein 6-like. Gene Ontology annotation, molecular function: acyltransferase activity, transferring groups other than amino-acyl groups. The record is from RefSeq and is a predicted model, not a curated record. Lineage: Eukaryota; Metazoa; Mollusca; Bivalvia; Ostreida; Ostreidae. The transcript has 12 exons. The coding region runs from base 1 to 1713 and encodes 570 amino acids.